AUGAAUCUGCACACACUGAGUGUUCUAGAUUUCCGCGAGGAGAACAUAUCUCCGAGUCCAAACCUUCCUCGUGCUAAGAAUUUCCUUUCAACUGAUGAGAUCGAUCGUUUGAUGAUUAUGGCAAGAAGUGCUAUUCAAGAAGAGAAGAAACACAUCAGUAAAUCGGUAGAAUCUUUCUUAGAGGCAUUAUUACUAUCCGAAAUUGUUAGCCUUAGACUUCUUGCAAAGGAAUGCGGUGCGCGAGGUGUUGCUAGUGAUGUUACGGAUAGCAACACAAUUAAAGAUCAUCUCGAAAAUGUUGAUGUUGACGAUGAAGCUACGAUAUAUGUGGGGAAAUUUGGACCAUGUGCAAAAACCCCACAAACUAUAUUUACUUACGGUGAAAACCAUUAUGAUGCAGAUCGUUAUGACAAAACAGAGCGUUCCGGAACUCAACGUGUUGGCAAGGCAUGCGAUUUCUUGUAUUGGAGCUCAUCUAUAGAGGCCGGUAUUGGCGAGAAUAGUGGGCCAACCCACAAGGACAAUCAUGGUAAGGCAAAAACCAACUUUGUCGACGUGAUUAAAGUGUCUAGAGCACAACAUAUCGAAAUUGAAACUCAUAUUAUUGAGCAGAAUCUGUACAAUUUUUGGGAUUGGACAUCAGAAUCCUUACCAGUGAAAGAUACAGAUGUAGGUGAGCUUGUCUUAUUAUGCAGAAGGUUUUUAGUUCACGGGAAUCUUGUAGAAUGUGUAGGACAGAUGGCAAGCAUUCUUUUUAAGAAGGUUAAAACCUUCAAAGAUAAAAUAGCUGGUGCUGGAGAGUCUCCUCAAACAACGAUAGAGAUAAAAAAAUUCCGAACUCUCGCAAAACGUUCUCAAAAGUCGGAUGAUUUAUCCUUAUCACAUAAUUAA
Messenger RNA from Acaulospora morrowiae, 891 nucleotides. NCBI's taxonomy places the organism in Eukaryota, Fungi, Glomeromycota, Glomeromycetes, Diversisporales, Acaulosporaceae. The record is from the annotation of a GenBank genome assembly.